CAAUAGUGUACUGCAGUUGGUGUUCAGCUAAGGCUGAUUGGGAAUGCAAGCAGGUCACGCCCCCUGCCAUUCGCCCUCCUCACCAUUCUCAGUUAGGCGUGUUUUCAGUUCGUCGUCGGCCACUGGAUUGAGCCCGCAAUGAGGCUUUGAUGCCACACCGUGCCACCGCACCAGGAUUGCGCGGUAAAGCGUCAACCGCGGUUCCGGGGCCCGUUAUCAAUGAUCAAGCGCCCCCUUGCCCCUCUUGGAAAAUUUACGAACCUUUGACGACAACUCCGCUGGUGAUCUUGCGCUCAAUUUGCUCCUCUCGCCAGUCUCGCCAGUCACGAUGUGGGGUCCCGGUGGACUGUCGUGUAUAAUCCGCUUCAUCUGUCACGUUCCCACGGGCUUCGCGGGCAUCAACGGCCUGAUCACGUACAACAACGUCCGAGGGUUGGGCGACAUUCUCAAUGUAAUCCCACACGGCGCGGAGUUCGUUCGAGGCUUAUCAUACGUGGGACGAGCGGGGACUGCCACAUUUGCCUGGAAUUUCUUUCAAUUUGCGGUGUCCCCCUUCCUGCGUGGGAACCUUCUCGCGAUUACGGGGCUAGUCGAUCUGGCCCUGGCUGGUCUUCUCGUCGCCGGGGUUGUUCUGGAGCGCCGAUUCCUCCCCGGCACGUUCAGCGGCUGCAACGGGGCCUCCAACUGGAACAACGCCACCGACGGCCGUAACUUUUUCGUUGUGGCGAACGGCACAGAUGCGUUUGGGAGCGAUGGUCCCAACAGCAUAUGCCACAACAUCGUGCAGAUUUGGGUCAUGGCGAUUGUGGUCAUCAUCCUGUACCUGCUAUGCGGUGUCUUCAACAUACUGCUUGGUUUUGGGGGGGUUGCUCACAGCGGUCCUGGAUCCAGAACGGCUUUUGGGCUCCCUCCGCAAUACGACAUCGACCUUUUCGGAUGGAUGUUCGGCCCGCUGCGUUGCCUCCUGAAGCCCGUCGUCUACGUCUACAAACAUCUCCGCGCAUCCUUGUACUUCGCCUGCCGAUAUGUGUCAAAAUACAUGUCACGAAAGAAGAAGUUAACGCUCCGACCUACCAAGCAUUUACGGCCGCCGAAGAACGCAAAGGGCGAGUCUGGAAACCACGGCGGUCCCCGUCUCCCCUUGGAGCUGGCGAUCAUGAUUGUUCGGGAGCUUCACUACGCCGACCUGGUCAACCUCAGCCGGUCCUCGAAGGCUCUACGCGCCGUCUUCUUCGGAAGUCGGAGCCCAGAACAGGCGAUGAAGGACCUGCGCCCGUUUGUGUGCGGAGGAGAGAUUUCGUGCGCGCGCUGCGCCGUCUGCAAGAUCCAAAUUUGUCCGGGAUGCGAGCACCGUGCGCUGAUUCCCCUGUCCGGCGCCUUUCGGCACCUCAGAGCCUGCCGCCCAGCUUGCUCGAGGUGCUUCUACAAGAACCACUGCGUGCAGCGGGUUACUCCCGCCGACUACGCCAGAGCCCGGGGGAGCAGCACGCGGCGCCAAUUCGAUCCGUCCUGGGUUAGCGAACUACGGCGCUAUUUCCAGUGGGCAAGGCAAAGGUUCCGCUCUUCAAGGAAUGUGGAGACGAACAGUGUCGGAGCCUACGACGUGUUGGACGAAGCGAUCUGCCAGAACUGCGCGACGCUGUGGAGGCGGGAGAUGCUGGCCGAGGUGGAAGCGGAGAGCCUGAGAGAGCUUCAGCUGGUAGCGGGCCGUAAGCUGGCUUGUUUCAGAUGCCGGACGCCGUUGACGGGAGUGAGAUGGUGGGUGGACAUGAAGGGGUGGGAGUGCAAAUGGGACGGUCAUCCUGGGUGGGCACCGGCAACCUGACGAAGGUCGGAGGAAUAUGUUGAUAUACCUAUGUGGCAUAUUCCCUUGGCAACAUGGGAAAAAGUUGGAAAUUCC
Molecule: messenger RNA, 1900 nt
Organism: Thermothielavioides terrestris NRRL 8126
Lineage: Eukaryota; Fungi; Ascomycota; Sordariomycetes; Sordariales; Chaetomiaceae
Exons: 5
Coding region: 329-1825 (498 amino acids)
Molecular function (GO): protein binding
Source: RefSeq, a predicted model, not a curated record